Messenger RNA from Colletotrichum truncatum, 516 nucleotides. NCBI's taxonomy places the organism in Eukaryota, Fungi, Ascomycota, Sordariomycetes, Glomerellales, Glomerellaceae. The record is from RefSeq and is a predicted model, not a curated record.
AUGUCUAAGCUCUUCAUUGGCGGCCUUGCAUGGCACACUGAGGAAGGCACCCUCAGACAGAAGUUUGAAGAGUUCGGUGCCGUCGAAGAAGCUGUGGUUGUCAAGGACCGCGACACUGGCCGCAGCCGUGGAUUCGGUUUCGUGCGAUACCAGCAAGAGGGAGAUGCUCAGAAGGCCAUUGCCGCCAUGAACAACGUCGAGUUUGACGGACGCACUAUCCGCGUUGACAAGGCUUCCGACAACGGUCCCCGUGGUGGCGGUGGUGGUUUCGGCCGCGGCGGCUUCGGCGGUGGACGCGGAGGCUAUGGUGCGCCCCCUAUGCCCUACGGUGGCGCUCCCGGCGGAUAUCCUGUCGGCGUUCCCAACAUGUACCAGCAGCCGGCGUACGGACGCGGGUACCCCCCUCAGCAGCCCUACGGUGCUGCCCCUCCCCCCCAGGAUGGCGGCUACCCAGCCCCGGCCGGCUACGGGUACCCGGAUCCGUCUCAGCAGCCCCAGGGCGGCCGAGGUUAUUAA